AUGGCCAAGUUUGUCCUCCUUACUAGUCUCUCAAUCUUAGUUAUUGCUUUUACUUGUUCCUCAGCAAUGAGAGUCCUCGAUGAGACACCCAUAGACCCAAAUGAUCCUAAAGUUGUGAAAAUCGCAAAAUUUGCUGUAGACGAGCGCAACAAACAGGUUCGAACCAAAUUUGAACUUGAAAAAGUGAAUGCAGGAGGAACUGAAACAAUUCCUGAUGGUACCGUUUAUCAACUAAAUAUUAGUGUCAUUGAAUCUGAAGUUUAUUUCACAACUCGUUUUGUGGCUGUUCUUGUGCAUCCAGAUGGUUCCAAAGAACUUAUGUCUUUUGAGUGA
This is a messenger RNA of Solanum verrucosum, 333 nucleotides long. RefSeq lists its product as uncharacterized. The record is from RefSeq and is a predicted model, not a curated record. Gene Ontology annotation, molecular function: cysteine-type endopeptidase inhibitor activity. The coding region runs from base 1 to 333 and encodes 110 amino acids. The transcript has a single exon. Lineage: Eukaryota; Viridiplantae; Streptophyta; Magnoliopsida; Solanales; Solanaceae.